Messenger RNA from Fusarium musae, 1125 nucleotides. RefSeq lists its product as uncharacterized. The record is from RefSeq and is a predicted model, not a curated record. The transcript is spliced from 2 exons. The coding region runs from base 1 to 1125 and encodes 374 amino acids. Lineage: Eukaryota; Fungi; Ascomycota; Sordariomycetes; Hypocreales; Nectriaceae.
AUGCUAGAGUUUAGAGUCGAGCAUGUUCUUAUUGAUGAUGAGCAACCUGUGGAUAUGAAUGGUACUAUUGCUUUGCUGGGUGACCAUUCACGGCAGGGAGUUGAGAAGGCCGAUGCACGACUAAUUGGUUCACAUGCCCGCUUCUCUAGAAGCAUCCAGCUAGUGAAUCUUGCAAGGACCAUUGCUCCUGGCCUGUUCUCUGAGCCGAAAACCACCACAUAUAUCCCUCAACCGCAGCUCCCUGUCCGCAUGCGCUCGAGUAAUCUUGGCCUGGGACACACUUUCGCACGUCCAAUAAUGCUUCUGUGGCGGCUCUUUCCAUCCAAAGUUCGUAUUGCGGCAUACGAUCUGUUACGGAGACUGGGAAGAUGCUUCUAUGGAAAGGAUGGAGAUGCACAGGUUCAGAGGUUACCUUUUGGACUAUACCUCAAGUACAAUUCCAAUCCGGAUACCCUGAGGAAUGAGUAUAAUGCCCUCAAGGUCUUGGAAGCAAAGACAACCAUUCCUGCGCCACGAGUCUUCGAUAUGGUGUGUCAAAAUAAUGACGAGGAUGAUUUGAGUUAUCUUCUCAUAAGUAGGGUUCCAGGCACAUCAUUGGCAAUAUGUCGGGAUGCGCUUUCUGACCAAGACUACGCCAACCUCUCCGCCCAGCUCAAGGACUGUGUGUCACAAAUGCGGGAUAUUUCCAAGCCCGCGAAUAAUGGUAUGGCCAUCUGUAAUACCUUGGGCGAAGCCUGCCGCGAUCCGCGAAUUCGAGAUUGGUCCCCCAUCGGACCCUUUCCAGAUGAAGCUUCUUUUAGCCAGAAUCUACGCUUCUCAGACGAGCCCAGCCGGCGUGGACACAAGAUUGUUUUUACACACGGAGACCUCAACCCUCGCAACAUCAUGAUGGAGAGGAUUAGUAGCUCUGCUGGAGUUAGUGGAUGGCGGCUAAGUGGAAUUAUAGACUGGGAAACGGCAGGAUAUUAUCCUGAGUAUUGGGACUACACUAAGAGCAUGUUUGAAAGCUUUCGGUGGCCAAGAAGGCAUAACAACAUGAUGCAAGACGUCUUCAGUGAGUUUGGUAAUUAUAGCGAGGAAUUGGCGGUAGAGAGACGGGCCUGGGAGUCAGGAGACGGAAUUUGA